AUGGCUCUACUACCUACUUUCGAAUUGCCCAAGUACAUUCGGGAAACCGAGGAUCGAGUCAAAUAUGGUCUCGGAGGCAGCGCGACGCCGUACAUGUCCAUCGCCGACCUGAUCUCGCUCUCGUCCGACCCGGACACGACUGCGAAAAACCUGGACGUCCGCUCCCUCAAACUCGGCGGCGGCAUGGGUCUCGGCAGCCCUGGAGUCCGCGCCGCAAUCGCAAACCUGUACAAAGGCAUCUCGCCCGACCAGGUCAUGACGGCGGUUGGCACGACGGGGGCCAAUGCGAUGGUGUUCACCACCCUGCUCAGCAGCGGGGACCACGUCAUCUCGCUGUUUCCCACGUACGGGCAGCUCUCCGGCCAACCCAAGGGGUUCCCUUGCGAGGUGUCGUCCUGGAACCUGGACAUCUCCGACGGCUGGAAGCUGCACGUCGACCAGCUCGAGGCGCUGAUCCGCCCGAACACGAAGAUGAUCGUGCUGAACAACCCCAACAACCCGACGGGCACGUACCUGGACGCAGAUACACAGAAGCAAAUCCUGGACGUUGCGCGCAAACACGACAUCAUCGUAAUGGUAGAUGAGAUCUUUCGACCGCUGUACCACGAAGACGACAACGGUAACAUAGCAGGCUCCCCUUCGUUCGUCGAGCAUGACGACCACUACACCGGUCGCGGCGUCGUCGUCACGAGUUCCAUGAGCAAAGUAUGGGGUCUGACCGGCGCGAGGAUAGGCUGGAUUGUGACCAAGGACCAGGAAAUUCUCUCCAAAAUCCUCGACGUCAAGUUCUACGCAUUCACUUCGACCAGCGACAUUGACGAGGUCGUUGCCGCCGAGGCCUUGAGCGACCGGUGCCGCCCCAACAUCCUCAAGAAGCAUCUGGGCAACGCGCGCGCUAAUCUGCCGUUGCUGGACGCCUUCGUCAAGAAGAACAGCGACAUGGUGUCGUGGACGAAACCAACCGCCGCCGCGACUGCUUUCAUCAGGCUGUCCUGGAAAGGAACUCCGAUUGACGACGUCGAGUUUUGCAAAGCCUUGCUAGACGAGGAGGGAGUGUUGCUCAGCCCAGGCAGCUUGUGCUUUGGCGAAGAUCGACAGAAGGAACUGCUGGGCUUCGUGAGGUGUCAUUUCACUUUCCAGCCGGAGAAGAUGGCGCCAGCACUCGAGGCAUGGGAUAGGUUUCUGCAGAAGACUCGCGCGUCGUUGUCGUAG
Molecule: messenger RNA, 1212 nt
Organism: Exophiala spinifera
Lineage: Eukaryota; Fungi; Ascomycota; Eurotiomycetes; Chaetothyriales; Herpotrichiellaceae
Exons: 2
Coding region: 1-1212 (403 amino acids)
Biological process (GO): biosynthetic process
Molecular function (GO): catalytic activity; pyridoxal phosphate binding
Source: RefSeq, a predicted model, not a curated record